AUGAGUGAAGACGACCAGCCCGAUAUCUACAAAACGCGGGUUCGAUAUGACAUCGAACGAGAAAAACGAUGGCGUCCUGACGGCCCAGUCCAAUACACCGAAUUUGAAAGCGACAAUCCAAAUCUCGCAGAGCACCAUCCAGACAUUCCAGCCAAUACCAACUGCUUGCAGAACUUGCGCGUGCUCAUCGUUGGUGCCGGAUUUGGAGGACUUCUUUUCGCCGUGAGGUUGAUUCAGUCCGGCUUCUGUCUUGCAACCGAUAUCAUCUUGGUGGACACAGCUGGUGGCUUUGGAGGAACAUGGUGGUGGAACCAAUAUCCCGGGUUGACCUGCGACGUUGAAAGCUACACAUACAUGCCACUUCUGGAAGAGACAAAGUACAUGCCAUCUCAGAAGUAUGUCUCCGGCACCGAAUUGCAAGAACACGCUCAGCGGAUUGCCAAAAAAUGGGAUUUGAGCAGCAGAGGGCUUUUCGGAAUGAAGGCAGAUGAAAUGAUCUGGUGUGAUCAAGAUGGUCAGUGGACGACCAAAGUCUCAGGAGCCGACGGAGUUUCCCAAACCAUCAAAUCCCAGUUUGUCAUUUUGGCUUCGGGACUUCUACACUCUCCAAAGAUCCCGAAGCUUCAUGGCAUUGAUCAAUACAACGGGAAGGUCUUCCACAACUCGCGCUGGGACUACGAUUACACCGGAGGUAGUCAAGUCGACCCGAAAAUGAACAGACUUCAGGACAAAACGAUUGGAUUUGUUGGAACCGGAGCAUCUGCCAUUCAAGCCAUACCCCAUCUUGCACGAUGGGCCAACAGACUAGUGAUUUUCCAACGUACACCAUCAGCGGUGGAUUCGCGCAACAAUCGUCCCACCGACCCAGGUUGGUGGGAAGAGUAUACAAACUCCGGCCAACCAGGAUGGCAACGGCGCCGAAUGGAGAACUUCAACGCAUUUCUGUCGAACGAUUCUCCUCCACAAAUCGAUCUGGUGGCUGAUCAAUGGACCAAAAUGCCCUCCUUCAGCGCAGUGAUCGGUGGGCCUCGCGCCCUUGAACCUGGGUAUUUGGCAGAGAUCAGCAAAAUCGACCUUGAUCGACAGGAUUUGCUCCGUCGCCGUAUUACAGACGUAGUGACGGAUGAGAAAACCGCCAUGAGCUUGCAACCCUGGUACGAAGGAUGGUGCAAGCGGCCAUGCUUCAGCGACGACUUUUUGCAGACCUUUAAUCGGUCGAAUGUCACCUUGGUGGACACGAAUGGAAAGGGGAUAAGCAAACUCACCGAGAAAGGUCUCCUUGUUGAACACGGCGAAUUCGAUUUGGACGCUAUCAUUUUUGGGACUGGGUACACUCUCGGAGGAUGUGCUGAUCGAGGCAGUGUUCCAUUGACGGGACGCAACGGCAUCACCUUUCAGCAGAAGUGUCAAAGUGGCUUCGCAACCUUACAUGGGGUGUGCACAAAUGGAUUUCCCAAUCUGUUCUUCCCAGGUCCCUACCAAGCCGGCGCCACAGCAAACCAGGUCUAUGUGCUUGAUCAGCUGGCUCUUCACGUGGCUCAUAUUUUAUCCAAGGCGAAGCUGAAAGUGACAGGAGAAACCGAAGGAUCCCUUGUCUCAUUCACUGUUGAGCCCAGCGUUGAAAUGGAAGAGGAGUGGACAUCUCAAAUUCUGUCAAGAGCAGGGGCACUCAGAGGUGCUCUCAACUGUACUCCAGGGUAUUGGAACCGGGAGGGUCUGAAGCUCAGUGAAGACGAGGCUUACUUGGCAGCGCGGUUCAGCAUUUGGGGAGAAGGCAUUGGAAGUUUUGUUAAGGAGAUCGAGCGAUGGCGAGACGAGGGACUGCAGGGGCUUGAGAUCCGGUCGCUCUGA
Molecule: messenger RNA, 1851 nt
Organism: Penicillium olsonii
Lineage: Eukaryota; Fungi; Ascomycota; Eurotiomycetes; Eurotiales; Aspergillaceae
Source: the annotation of a GenBank genome assembly